AGCUUCUUGCACGUGCACAAAGACAAGCACAGUGAAGUCUGACACGUAAAGAAUGCAAGUGGGUGGGAGAGUUUUGUCCUAGUCGUCAAAUAAACUUCUCCUUUCUCUCGCCAAGAGCCACAAAGAGCAUACCUUUAAUGGCGGUUGAAGUUUUUCUCAGGAAGCUGCCUCCAUUCCAACCUUCUUCAUUUAGCUUAGACUUGGUGUGAAAGCAGAUGGGAACAGAAGUAUUUAUUCUCACCCACUUCGUCACAUCUCAGGCCUUCUGAUAAACUGGUCAACGAUCCCUAUUCCGUAACUAACAAUAGUAUGGUCUUUUAAGGUUUAGCCACAUUCCUUUUCAAGGUUAGCGCUUGAGAUGGUGGACUUUGUCCAACUUAUCCUAUCCGAUAUAUAAGCCUCGCGUUGUAUAAUUUUCAUGAAAAACUUGCUUUUGAACUCGUACUGAUGAUGUUGAUGAUUUUUUGGUGGCUGUGCAUGCUUGUGUUCGAUGAAAGUCCUCAGAGGACAGCCUUGGCCUUGUCUGUAAAUGAGAUACAUAGGCUGGCCUUGCUGUCCAUCAAGGACCAAAUAACCCAUGAUCCUAUGCUAGUUACAAGCUCAUGGAACGAUUCUCUCCAUUUCUGCGAGUGGAGAGGUGUUUCUUGUGGGCAAGAAGAACAAAGAGUCACCAGCUUGAACUUGAGGGACUCCAAUUUGGCAGGCACUAUAUCUCCUUCCAUUGGUAACCUUUCUUUCCUCACAUCUCUUUAUCUCUCAAACAACAGCUUCCAGGGUGAGAUUCCAAGCGAAAUUGGGAUGCUAUCCAGGCUGCAGUUUCUGGACUUGAACAGUAACUUGUUGGAAGGAUUGGUUCCAGUGAGCCUUUCAAGCUGCCAUAGCUUGAGAAACCUUAGCUUAGAUAACAACAGGUUCAUAGGAAGUAUUCCCAAAGAGCUUGGUUCGUUGUCACAGUUAGUGAAUCUUUUCAUUGGCUCCAACAACUUGACAGGAUCAAUUCCACCCUCUUUUGGAAAUCUCUCUUCUCUUGAAAUGUUCUCUGCAGAGAAGAAUAUGCUGGAGGGAAGUAUUCCAGACUCUCUAGGCACCCUGAAAAGCUUGAAAUUUCUUUCACUUAAGGUAAAUGGACUCUCAGGUAUUAUUCCUCCAUCUCUCUAUAAUGUCUCAUCAAUGACUAAAUUCUGGGUAGAGGAUAAUGAACUUGAGGGAAGUCUUCCUCAAGAUUUAGGCCUGAGUUGGCCAAAUAUUCAAAUAAUUAGUGCUUGGGGAAACCAACUCACGGGAUCAGUUCCAGUUUCAAUAUCGAAUGUUUCAAGCCUGGAAGUUCUUGAUUUAUCAUACAACAUGCUUUCUUCCAGAGUGGCUGUUAAUUUUGGGAAGCACAAGAAUCUCUGGUGGCUGGGUUUGGCUGAGAGUGGUCUGGGAACUGGGGAUGCCAAUGACCUUGAUUUCAUUUCCACUUUGGUCAACUGUAGCAAACUGACUCAAUUGAGUUUAGGGAAUAAUAGCUUUGGAGGUGCUUUGCCAAACUCCAUUGCCAACCUCUCAACCGAACUCCAGGUUUUCUCAGUUCAUUCAAACCAGAUAGUUGGAGACAUUCCCGCAGAUAUUGGAAAUCUGGUGGGCUUAAACACUCUAGAUCUGCACUCUAAUAAAUUGGAAGGACCAAUUCCAGCCUCAAUUGGCAAGCUAUCCAGGCUGCAAUUUCUGUACUUGAACAGUAACUUGUUGGGAGGAUUGAUUCCCCUGAAUUUUUCAAGCUGCCACAGCUUGAUAAACCUAAGCUUAGAUAACAACAAUCUUGUAGGAAGUAUUCCCGAAGAGCUCAGUUCGUUGUCACAGUUGGUAAAUCUUUUCAUUGGCUCCAAUAAUUUGACAGGAUCAAUCCCACCUUCUUUUGGGAACCUCUCCUUUCUUGAAAUGUUCUCUGCUGAACAGAACAAGCUGGAGGGAAGUAUUCCAGAUUCACUUGGCAGCCUGAAAAGCUUGACAUUUCUUUCGCUCAAGGUAAAUAAACUAUCAGGUAAUAUUCCUCCAUCUCUCUAUAAUCUCUCAUCAAUGACUAAAUUCUGGGUAGAAGAUAACGAACUUGAAGGAAGUCUUCCUCAAGAUUUAGGCCUGAGUUGGCCAAAUAUUCAAAUAAUUAGUGCUUGGGGAAAUCAAUUCACUGGAUCAGUUCCAGUUUCAAUAUCGAAUGUUUCAAGCCUGGAAGUUCUCGAUUUAUCAUAUAACAAGCUUUCUUCGAGAGUGGCUGUUAAUUUUGGGAAGCACAAGAAUCUCUGGUGGCUGGCUUUGGCUGAGAGUGGCCUGGGAACCGGGGACGAUGACGACCUUGAUUUCAUCUCCACUUUGGUCAAUUGUAGCCAACUGAGACAACUGAGUUUAGGGAAUAAUAGCUUUGGAGGUGCUUUGCCAAACUCCAUUGCGAACCUCUCAACCCAACUCCAGGUUUUAUCAAUCCAUUCAAACCAGAUAGUUGGAAACAUUCCUGCAGAUAUUGGAAAUCUGGUAGGCUUAAACACUUUAGAUGUGCACUCUAAUCAACUGGCAGGACCUAUUCCAACCUCCAUUGGUAGACUUCAUAAGCUUCAAGAAUUGGGUUUUGGUAAAAACAAAUUUUCUGGUCAAAUUCCUUCCUCUAUUGGAAAUUUAACCCUCUUGAACCAGAUUUGGUUGGAACAAAAUGAUUUCCAGGGAAGCAUACCUCCAAGUAUUGGAAAUUGCAAAAAUUUGCUACUACUGCACCUUUAUGGUAAUAAUUUGAGUGGCACCAUACCCAGAGAAGUUGUUGGUCUCUCAUCUUUAUCAAAGUCUCUGGACUUGUCUGGAAACUCUCUUACUGAUUCUCUUCCUCGAGAAAUUGGAAGCUUGAGAAAUCUUGUUGAACUAAAUCUUUCUUAUAACCAGUUAUCCGGUAAAAUUCCUAGCAACCUUGGCAGUUGCUCGAGUCUGACGCUCCUAUAUCUGGACCACAAUUCAUUAGAGGGAGCUAUUCCAGAGUCAUUGAGUUCUCUCAGGGGAAUUGAAGAACUAGACCUGUCACAAAAUAAGCUUUCUGGUGAAAUUCCAGAGGUUUUCAGAACCUUUACUUUUUUGAGGAAGUUAAACCUUUCUUUCAAUGAUCUUGAAGGAGAGGUACCGGUAAGAGGAGUCUUCACAAAUGCAAGUGCAAUUUCAGUUUCAGGAAAUAACAAGCUCUGUGGGGGUAUAUCUGCAUUACAGUUGCAAGCAUGUGCUUCUAGGAAACCAAGAAAGAACAGAGGGAUUCUAAUUACUUCCAUAGCUUGUGUUGUUCUGGCUAUCGUUUUGGCAGUGUUUCUUUUUGUUUGUUGGCUUAGAAAGAGAAGAAAGCAACCUGCUGUGGAAUAUCCUCUGAUGGAUUCCCCUAUCAGUAUGUCAUACGGACAACUCCUAAAAGCAACAAACGGUUUCUCCACAGCCAACUUGAUUGGUACAGGAGGAUCUGGUUCAGUAUACAAGGGAAUUGUUGAUCCAAAUGAAAAGGCUAUUGCAGUUAAGGUACUGCAUGGACAAAACAGAGGAGCUUCAAAGAGUUUCAUGGCAGAAUGCAAAGCUCUGAGGAACAUCCGGCAUCGAAAUCUUCUCAAGAUUAUAAGUGCUUGUGCAAGCAUUGAUUUCCAAGGGAACGACUUCAAAGCCCUGAUCUAUGAGUUCAUGGAAAAUGGGAGUCUUGACAGUUGGUUACAUCCUGUUCCACAAGCAGAUGCUGAAGAUAAGCAACUGAGAAGUUUGAACCUUCUUCAGCGAUUACAGAUUGCAACUGAUGUGGCUUCUGCUUUGGAUUACCUUCAUAACCAGUGCCACGAGCAGAUUAUACAUUGUGAUAUAAAGCCUAGCAAUAUUCUUCUCGAUAGUGACAUGACUGCUCACGUGGGUGAUUUUGGUUUAGCAAGGUUCCUACAUCAACGUGACAAUGAACUUUCUAGGGGCCAAAUAAGCUCCAUCGGGGUAAGAGGAACUAUUGGAUAUACAGCACCAGAAUAUGGCAUGGGGAGUGAGUUGUCCACCAGUGGUGAUGUAUACAGCUAUGGGAUCCUCUUGUUGGAACUGUUCACUGGAAGAAGACCCACCGAUGACAGGUUUAAAGACAAUUUCAACCUGCACAAACUAGCCAAGAUGGCUUUGACAGGAAGAAUGAUGGAAAUCGUCGAUCCAAUACUCCUAUUGGGUGCAGAAGAUGAAGGAGAAAGCGAAAGCUCUGGGCCACAGAUGAACGUGGGGAAGAUCCAUGAGGCCUCAGUUUGGAUUCUCAAAAUUGGAAUUGCAUGCUCUGAGGAGUCUUCCAGAGAACGUAUAAACAUUGCCGAUGCGGUUGCGGAACUACAUCUAGUUAAGGACAUGAUACUUGAAAAUAGAGGGUAAACUUGGUGUCAUUUAUGUGAAUCCAAUCAAAUAUUCUUGUUUAAUGUUUACAA
Diospyros lotus (date-plum) is the source of this 4436-nucleotide messenger RNA. RefSeq names its product probable LRR receptor-like serine/threonine-protein kinase At3g47570. Gene Ontology annotation, cellular component: plasma membrane. The coding region runs from base 448 to 4383 and encodes 1311 amino acids. Gene Ontology annotation, molecular function: ATP binding; protein binding; protein kinase activity. The transcript has 2 exons. Gene Ontology annotation, biological process: hormone-mediated signaling pathway; protein phosphorylation. NCBI's taxonomy places the organism in Eukaryota, Viridiplantae, Streptophyta, Magnoliopsida, Ericales, Ebenaceae. The record is from RefSeq and is a predicted model, not a curated record.